This is a messenger RNA of Dermacentor silvarum, 2276 nucleotides long. RefSeq names its product nuclear pore complex protein Nup98-Nup96. NCBI's taxonomy places the organism in Eukaryota, Metazoa, Arthropoda, Arachnida, Ixodida, Ixodidae. Bases 281 to 2146 code for a protein of 621 amino acids. The record is from RefSeq and is a predicted model, not a curated record. The transcript has 2 exons.
CCGUUGCGUGCGCGCUGGCCGAGCGUGGACACUGAUUGAGCUUGGCAGGCGAGGCCGCGCUGUGCGCGCUGGGGACCCUGCAUUCGAUGCCUCGUCGUCCGGACGCCCAGUGAGAGAGUGCUUGGAGCUACCGGGCGCGGAACAGGGCGGUCACGGCGACACCGGCCUGUACGAAAGCCUAUACACGAAUCCUUGAUAGGAACCUUGCCCGGGCGUCGUGGUGGCUUCCUGCCGGCAACUUUAUUUCUUUCGACUGGUCUCUCCUGGACGUCCUGAUCACAUGGCAACGACUUCGACACGCCCUUUGGCAGUACUUGCUGCACUGGUGAUCUGCAUCGGUUGGAACCAGCAGCUGUACGCCAGAGCACAAUUCGUCAAAGGAGGAGGCGUCAAGGGAUCCGUCAAAGGUGGCGAAGGAGAAAGCUUCCGGCCUUUCAAAGACGAACUCGGUCUCGGGUUUUCCGGUAAUGGCGGCACCAAGGGGUCCUCAUCAUUGAAAGGCUCCCUCGCUGGCACCAAGGGAGGAGCAACCAUGACAAAAGCUGGCACGUCAUCCUUCGGUUCCAAGGGAAGCUUCGGAUCGUCGUCUCUGAGCAGCAGUCAAAGCAAAGGUUUUUCGGAUUUGGUCAAAGGUAGCUUCGGCUCGAGCAGUCUUCAGCAAAGCCAGCAGUCCGCUGGGCUAAAAGGUGCGAAAGGAAGCAUCGGGUCGAAGGGCGAGUCCAUGAAGGGAUCAAGACUAAGUCAAGAGCUUAGUCAGAUAAAAGGCAUCAAAAGUGGUCUGGAAAGUCAGUUGACGAAAGGAUUCGUUAAAGGCGCUUCCGCGAGCGAUUCCAAGCAGAGCCGGCAGUCAUUUGUAUUAGGAGGGAUCAAAGGAGGUCAAGAUCUUCUUACUAAAGGAUCGACCAAAGGAGGGUCCUUGAGCAGCUUAUUGCAAGACCAGCAAUCGAGUGAAGUGAAAGGUACAAAAGGAAGCAGUAGCGUAAAGGGAAUUUCCAGAAGUCAGUUCGGAAUGAAAAAUUUCGCUAAAGCCGGCGCCUUCGGUGAUCUUGCGCAAAGCCAGAAGCAGAGUAGCUUGGGAGGCACUAAAGGUAGUGAUGGCCUGAAAGGAAGCCUGCAAAGUCGUUUUUCUGAAAGAGAAUCCUUCGGCAGCUUGCAGACCGGACAAAAGUCUACCGGAACGAAGGGUUUCAAAGGCGGCAGCGGUAAAUGGAUUCUGGAACAACAAACCCAGAAGUCACAGCGACUGGUCAACGACGGCGGGGCCUUUGGACUCGGUGGCAACGCUAAGCAGUCCUCUAGCAUGAAAGGCUCGCUGAAGGGCGGAUCAGCAGGCGGGUCCAGACAGAAAACGCAGCAGUCUAGCCUCGAACGUUUCGGCCACCAGACGCACCAGUCUCACUUCAGCUCUUUCAGGGCAAAUGGUAUUCUGAGAAGCGUACACUUUCAAGGACCAACAGGCCAACAGAAGCACCACUCACAGCAGACUUUCAGUUCGCAUAGGUGGGGCAGCAAGCAUGGCUUCGGUGCAUCGAAGCAGUCAUUUAGCAGCCAACGACGGCAUUUCGGGGAGACUGGCCUACUGUUUCGUACACAGCAGCAGCAGUCGAACAAGGGAGCCGCGUUCCGUCAAGUCGGGAAGAGAAACCUCUUGCAGCGGAGUCAGAAGCAGAUCAGUCAGAGUGAGAAAGAUGCCGGGUCAUUCCAACGUGGAAGCUCUCAGCUGACUGGCAAAGGACAAAGGCUGCAAAAGCAGGCGGCUGGUGUGUCCGGCUUUGGCUCUCUCUCGAAAGGCCAGCAACAGCGCGUCGGCCAAGCUAGCGAAAGUUCCUCCCUCUCCCGAAUCCACAAUGUCCAGGCAACAGCGCAGCAAGCGAUCGGCCAAAAAAGCCUGUCGGCAUCGAGUUUUGGUCCAGCAAAAGCAGUCUCAGGGAAGUCGAAACUUUCUCUGGAGUCUGGGCUCGUUCAGGACUUGAACUCUGCUGCGGCUUCACAGCAGAAAGCGUCUCAGCGGCAGAUGCAGUCAAACCAGGCCGCAAUGAAAAGGUCUUUCGCGCUUGGGUCUUUGAGUUCAGAGUCCCAGCAGAAAUCCAUGAAUGGACUGCUCCAGCAGCAGCAACAACAAGUGCAGCAGCAGAGGCGGUCUUAGCAGUGCCGUUAACCUAAUAUGGACAAAGUACAAGGCAUGGAAUUAUUUUCAGCAUGCACGUUUUUUGAAAGUCAAACCGUCGUAUACCUCACUUUCAACCAAUAUGUCCAAUAAAAAUAAUUUCCUAACU